AAUCUGUUCACCCGUGUUCUAUGGACAGUAUCCAUGAUUCGUCCUUCAACCGUUCAUCCGGAACGCCUGGCUGGCAACGUGGUUGGUCAAGUUGCAAAUAUGCAAUAUAUCACAAACCCUCUAAACAAAGCCUCAGGGCAGGUACCAAAAGUUGGUUCGCUAUAGUACCUACUAAGUGGUAGGUGCGUUCUGACAGCCACGUACCACAGGCGGCGCUUAAAAGUCCAUCGGGCUUGUCCACUCAGUUGGCGACUAUUGAUCGAACCGUCUUGCUCAGUCCGCCACGAAGAUCGGGAUGAAACUUCUGAAGCUGGCCAUUGGGCGACGCAUUUAUUAAGAAGGGUUAAGCAUACCCCGCAACCUAGCUAAUAGGAUCUCGCCGGUAGAGAGGAAGCAAAAAUAC
This is a messenger RNA of Pyricularia grisea, 403 nucleotides long. RefSeq lists its product as uncharacterized. NCBI's taxonomy places the organism in Eukaryota, Fungi, Ascomycota, Sordariomycetes, Magnaporthales, Pyriculariaceae. The transcript is spliced from 2 exons. The coding region runs from base 21 to 182 and encodes 53 amino acids. The record is from RefSeq and is a predicted model, not a curated record.